AUCUCCUCCUCUCCCCGCCCACCUUUGCUCCAGGAAGCACCCUGUUGCCUGACGAGCUCCGGCUGAGCCCGCUCUCCCCGGGGCCGGGCGCGUCCCCCGCGUACAGAACAAGGGGACACCCGCGCGCGCGCGCUCGCGCUCGCGCUUCCUCCCCGGGUAGAACGCCGCGCGCUACCGCGCCAGCCCCGCGCGGGAAGCGCGCCCCCGCUGUCUUGCAGUUUGCAGGCCCCGCUUGCAAAGUGGCGACAUGGCGCUCGUGCCCUGCCAGGUGCUGAGAGUCGCCAUCCUCCUCUCCUACUUCUCCAUCCUGUGCGCUUACAACGCCAUUGACAUGCCAGCGCAUCAGACCUAUGGAGGGAGCUGGAAAUUUCUGACAUUCAUAGACCUGCUAAUAAAGCUUUUGUUGGUUUACUGUUGAAUUGGCUACCAGCAUUGUCUUUGGAGUGAGAUCCAGAGUACCAGCUGAUCUGG
This is a messenger RNA of Chrysemys picta bellii (western painted turtle), 471 nucleotides long. NCBI's taxonomy places the organism in Eukaryota, Metazoa, Chordata, Testudines, Emydidae. The record is from RefSeq and is a predicted model, not a curated record.